Molecule: messenger RNA, 834 nt
Organism: Hydra vulgaris (swiftwater hydra)
Lineage: Eukaryota; Metazoa; Cnidaria; Hydrozoa; Anthoathecata; Hydridae
Product: NADPH azoreductase
Cellular component (GO): cytosol
Molecular function (GO): oxidoreductase activity; FMN binding
Source: RefSeq, a predicted model, not a curated record
UUAUUUGUUAUUUAUAUCUAUAUAUUUAUUUUAUUAUAUAUUUAAAUAAAAAAAUUAAAAAAAAAAAUUCAAAUAACAUUUUUUUGUAAAAAAAAAAAUUUAGUUAAGUAUUAAAAAUGCCUCUCCAAUUUUUGGCAAUAAUUUCAUCUGUAAGAGAAAAUAGAUUGGCUGAUAAUAUGGUUGCUCUUUUAAAGAAGCAAUUUGAAAAGGAGAUGGCACCCAGUGGUCAUGUUCUUAAAUUUUUAGAUCCCGAAGAUUAUGAUUUGCCUCUUCUUAAAAAGCCAUUGCAUUUUUAUGGUCCUGAUGAAAAAUCUCAAAUUCCUGACAAGUUACUAAGUUUGAAUGAGCUUGUGAAAGCAGCUGAUGUUUAUAUCGUCCUUGUUCCUGAAUAUAAUAGAUGUGCUCCUCCUGCUUUGUACAACACCUUGGAUCAUUUACCGCCAUCAAGUUUUGCAUACAAGUCAAGUGGAAUCUUUGGAUAUUCUAUGGGACCUGCUGGUGGCGCGUUUGCUACAUCAUCUGUGCGACCUUUGUUAACUGAAUUGGGUUGCUUACCUGUCAGUCAUAGUGUUCAAAUACCUAUAGCUCAUACCGUUGUCAAUGCUGAUGGAAGUACUGAAAACUCUCACGUAUUAAGUAGUGUUAAAACGUUGUUACAACAAACAGAAUGGUGGGGAGAACUUGCAAAGGCAGGAAGAGCAAAAGGAGUUCCUGCUUAACAUUUUUAAAAUUAAACAUUUUUUUCUACUUUUCUGAAAAUGUAUUCAGUGUAAUGGUGCAUUUGAUUUAUUUUAUUUAAGUUUAGAAUUAGAUUACAUUUCUAUUAGCUUGUUA